This is a messenger RNA of Hypoxylon trugodes, 774 nucleotides long. RefSeq lists its product as uncharacterized. The coding region runs from base 1 to 774 and encodes 257 amino acids. The transcript has 2 exons. Lineage: Eukaryota; Fungi; Ascomycota; Sordariomycetes; Xylariales; Hypoxylaceae. The record is from RefSeq and is a predicted model, not a curated record.
AUGUCGCACCCACCACAAACCCCCGUCAAAGUACCCGGCUCGGCGGCGAACUACACGCCCGCGACGCAGGACCCUGAUCUGCGAUCUCAGAUAAACAUGCUGCUCAUUAGAGAAGGGCACAUGGCGAAGUACGUUACCCCUUAUCUCUCCUCCUUUACCUAUCCACCUCAUCCCAUCCUGUGCCAACUACAACAAAGAAACCCACCAACUAACAACCCCUCUCUGCGCAGGAUCCAAGACCACUUCCUGCACUCCCUAAACGCGCACCCAGCAAACUGGCCCUCAGCAGUCCAAGCCCACGCCCUAACCCUCCUACGUUCCGGCGACGUAACCACAUUCCCAGCGCUAGUACGGCGCGUAAUCGAAGACAUACGCCAUGACACCGCAGCCGCCGACUCCAGCACAACCAACGGAACAAACGGUAGCGAAGCAAACGGCGCGAGCACAAACGGGAACGCAAACGGAGCUAGCAAGACCGGCGUAAACGGAACAAGUAAUACAGACAACAACCUCGCAAUCCCGCAGGCCGUGGUAGAGUCCGUAAUUAAGGUAACACGCGAGUGUCUCGAGGCUGUAUGCGAGAUCGAUGAUGGUGCGACGGCUGACGUGAAGGAGGAUGAGAUGUUCGACGACGGUGAUGUAUCGCCGAACGGAACGAAGAUACCAGCAAGUCAACAACAGGCAGGCAACGAUUGUAUACAUAAACGGGUACACGCGAUGGGACAUUCAAGCACGGACAAAUACCCCCCCAAAACCUAUUCCCAUUUCGUUUAA